This is a messenger RNA of Ostertagia ostertagi, 1371 nucleotides long. The record is from the annotation of a GenBank genome assembly. NCBI's taxonomy places the organism in Eukaryota, Metazoa, Nematoda, Chromadorea, Rhabditida, Trichostrongylidae.
AUGGCAAUCGCUCGAGGAGUGCUUUGCUAUCGCUUUCCCAAAGCGUUCCUCGGGCACAGUCGCCGAGUCUGGCGGACAUCAAAAUGGGGCAAGUUGAUUCUGUAUGGAAACAUGCUAAGUUGCGCCUCCACAGAAGACGCCAAAGUGCCCCUUAUAUUUGUGAUUGAAGGAGCUACCGUGCAGAAGCUAGAUUCAGAGGAGUCUCCGUUUGCAUGUGGUGUGACUUUCCCUGAUUCAAACGAUAAUCUCAUUUUACGAUUCGAUUCCGAAAAAAUGAGAGAAUCGUGGAUGAUCAAGAUGGCGACAUGCUCUCACCAGAUGGCACGAGCCCAACUCGAUGAGAUAGCGUAUAAAUUCUAUACGAUGGGAACAAAGCAUGACUCGGGCACGGACUGCUCCUAUAGCACCGCCCAUAGUUUCUACCUUACAAACCCUUACAAACAAAACAACCUUCCUUCGCGACGAGUUGCUUUUGAAGAAAUUAUGUCAGAGUCUAAGCUGUCCAUUGUUUUGCCUGUGGAGCUUGUGAAGCUGUACAAGAAAUGGAUUAUAGAGUUCUCCUGCCUUCUUGAAUCUCGUCAACAUCAGUGGCCACUCUUUGCUAUUCCUUAUCUAUACGAUGUAUUGAGAGAAAUCAGAGCUAACACUGAAACAUUGGAACAGUGUUCUGAAUUUCUGGAGAACUAUUCCGGUCCUUCGUUCCGCAAAUCAACAGAAAAGCAUCGUGUUGCGUUUGCGCCUGUCCCGACUAACCUUCAUGUCCAUCAAUCUACAGUCGAUAAUAGGGUUACUCGAGAGGUUUUGAGCUGUGGUACCACUUCUGCUUUACCUCUCCGCUUCCAGCACGGUGGCCUCUCUCGAAUCGCUACAUUGCUGGAAAUUGACAGAAUGUUCCAUGAUUUCCCUUUCUGGUCAAGGCGGUUCUUUUUGGCCGACCUCAAGAAGUACGUCGGACAACUGAAUCGCAGACUGGAUGCUGAAUGGAAUGAUGGGAAUUUUGAAAAGCGAGCAAAGCUCAGUUCUGAUAUUGCUUCUGGUAUCAGAAGUGUUUUUGAACGUUUCAAGGAUAUCGCCGACAGCAUAGCAGAGCUGGAUGAAUACGCUGAAAUUCUUGCGGACGAGGAGAAUCGAAGAGUGUCCCUGGGUCAAAAUAUUGAUCGGCGGAUACCGGAUACACUCCAAAACCAGAUGGAUACGAUUGAUGCCAUGGUGAUAAGUCUGACUACGAAAGUGGCCGUUAUGGAUAAAAUCAACGAAGAGCAGGGUAAAAGUGAAAUCUACGAGAAGACUGUACGAGAAGCUAUUUGUCUCUGCUUCGAUAUGUUACUAGCACUGGCAGACUCUGUUUUGGAAUCACAGCUGUUCGGUCUA